This is a messenger RNA of Prorocentrum cordatum, 3660 nucleotides long. The record is from the annotation of a GenBank genome assembly. Lineage: Eukaryota; Dinophyceae; Prorocentrales; Prorocentraceae.
CGCGACGCGCCGGAGUCCCUCCGGCGGCCGGCGGCCGCGCCGCGCCCCGGCAUGCUGGGCGGCGUCCUCGGGCGCCUGCGGGGCUCCCCUCUGGCCGCUGAUGGCGUCGGCGGCAGCGCGCCUGGCGAGGAGCCGGGCAGUCCCAGCAGUGGGCCGUGGGUGCCGUUCGCCCAGCGGGAAGACCUGACGGUGCGCCUCCGCAACAUCCUUGAGGAGUACGCCUUCGGCCCCGGCGUGUUCCGGGAGCUUGUGCAGAACGCGGACGACGCCGGCGCGCGGCGGCUGGUCCUGGUGCUCGACGGGGCCACGCACCCGGGGGGCCCUGGCCUCGUGGACGCGCGCCUGGGGCAGUGGCAGGGCCCGGCGGUGUGUGCCUUCAACGACGCCGAGUUCGCCGACAGCGAUUUCGAGGGCAUCUGCAGCGUCGGGGCGUCGGUGAAGCGGGGAGACCACACCAAGAUUGGCCACUACGGCCUCGGAUUCAACGCCACCUACCACCUCUCGGACGUCAUCUCCUUCGUGUCACGCGACAGGCUCUGCAUCUUCGACCCGCACCGGCGGCACCUGCCCAGCGGCCUGUCUGGGCUCCAGCUGCGGCUCGGAGAGGACGAGAUGCGGCGCUACCACGCCCAGCUCGCGCCCUUCGCUGCCGUCGCCGCGGACUGACUGCGGGGCCGAUCGCGUGGCCCCGCUGCGCGGCGCGCUGUUCCGGUUCCCGCUGCGGACCCGCGAGCUCGCCGAGCGCUCCGAGAUCUGCGGCGCGUGUCACACCGUCGAGGGGGUCCUGGGCGUGCUGACGGACCUGCUGCGCGGCGCCCACGACUGCUGCUCUUCCUGCAGUCCCUCGAGUCCGUGGAGGUGCUGCUGCGGCCCUGCGGGGGCGGCGAGACGCGCCGCCUGGGCGGCGCGUCGCUUCGCGCCGCCUCGGAGGCCGCGGGGGCCAGGCUUCGGCAGGAGCGGCGGCUGCUGCCGCAGGCCUCGGGCGGGCAGCGCGGGCCGCGCCGCGCGGGGUACGCGUUCGCUGUGGACAGCGACGUCCCCGCGGCGGACGGCGGCUCCGCCGCUGGCGGAGUCGUCAGGGAGUCGUCCGCGUGGCUCGUGGCCGCGCGCUCCGAGCCCGCGGCCGCCGCGCGGGCGGGGGGCGCGGAGGCACCCGAACACCGCUGCGGCGCGGUGGCCCUGCGGCUGUGGCCGCCGGCGGCGGAGAAGCCGCUGGAAGGUCGUGCCUUCUGCUUUCUCCCCCUAUCGCUGUCCACUGGGCUGCCGGCGCACGCGUCCGCCAACUUCGCCAUCUCCACCAAUAGGCGCGACCUGUGGCGGAGGAGCGACGACAAGGAGUCCAGCCACGGCACGCUGCGAGCCGCGUGGAACGAAGAGCUGCUGACCGGCACGCUGCCGCGAGCGUACGCCGACGCGCUCGAGCUGCGGGCCGCCGGACUGGCGCCGCCGGCCAGUGGCAGCGCGCCCUUUGAGGCCGUGGACCUCCUGCCAGCGGGCCCCUGGAGCGAGACUGUGAGAGGCCCGUGCGCGCCGGAGGCGCUGUGGGGCCUGUGGCCCGCCGCCGCGGAGGGGUUGUUCGGCCCCCUCCCACGCCAGGCGACUGAGGAGCUCUUCAGCCGGCAGGCUGCGGUCUUCUGGGACGCAGGGCACGAGCAGUACCGCCCCCCCAAGCGGGCCCUCCUCUGCGCGGACGACGAGUACGCCAGGCUGGACUCCGGGAUGUGCUCCGCCCUCGCCAAGCUGCGGGUCGCAGGCAGCCGCCGCGGCGUCGUCGAGGUGCCAGCGAGGCUGCGCGCCCUGCUCGCGGAGGUCAAGGGCUCCUCGUGGCUGGGCCCGCAGCCGCUGGCCCAGGCGCUCAGGAGCUCGGCGCCGGAGCUCACGGCCUCGGAGGCGGACUCGCUGAACGCGUACCUGCUGGGGCCCUCGGGGACGGGCCCCCUGACGGUGCUCCACGGGCUGCGCCUGUGCCCCCUGGCCCGCGGGGGGCUCGCCCUCUUCCAGAGGCCGGGCGCGGCGGCGGACAUCUGGUGGGCCGAGGACUCCGAGCUGCAGGAGCUGCUGCCGCACCGCAGCUUCAUCGACAGCUCGUCCGCCACGUUCCGCCUCCUGCGCCCCCGCGCCGCGAACGCGCCGCUCAACCUGCGCCUGCUGAACGCGCGGGCGCUGCCGCUGCUGCUGCCGGCGGUGCUCCCUCCUCACUGGCGCGGCAAGCCAUGCGUCACCGCCCGUGGCGACGAGGUGCUGGUCGACGGCACCCCCUCGCGCCUCCUCGCCGCGGCUGCCGCCGGCGCUGGGCAGGCCGGGGCGCCGCGUGGCGGCGCCAGGCAGGCGGGGCGGCAGAGAGGAGGCGGUGCUUCGCGGGCGCCAGCCAUGGCGAAGGGCGGCGCGAAGGGCGGCGGCCGGAGGGGCCCCAACCUCGGCGGCAGCCGCCACAGAGGGAAGCGGCGCGGGGGCGCGGGGGGGCUGGACGACUACGACGCCGACGACUGGCGUGAGGAGGAGUGGCGGGAUGAGGACGAGGAUGAGGAGGAGGAGGAAGAGGAGACGGAGCAUGAGGAGGCAGAGAGCAUCAGCCAAGUGGCUGACCAGCACGGGCCAGCCGCGGAGGUGGCGGAGGAGGCGUGCGUGUGCCACACCGCGGCGGAGCUCCGCGGGGUCGUGCGCCGCUGCGAGCUGCUCUGGCGCGUGGUGGAGAACGCUCACGAGAAGGGCGCGAACCCGCUGCAGGUGGUCAGCGACUUCCCCUGCGUGCCCCUGGUGGGCGCCCCGGACGGUGCAGAGGAGGCGCCCUGCCUGGUGAGCGUUCACGAGGCCGUGCGGCGCCGCGCGCUGUCGGCGGAGGACUUCCCGCAGGCCGACAGGGAGACCCUGCAGCGCUGCGGGGUGCUCAUCGCCCGCCCCGGCAAGAGGCUGCGGGCUGCGCUGUCCCUGGAGAAGUCCUCCACCCUGGCGGCGCUCCGGGUGGCCUUCGCGGACCGUUGGCAGGCGGAGCAGAGGCACCCCGCCGAGGGGCCCGCGCCCUGCAGGCUCCACCGCGGGCUGCAGCCGCUGCGCGUGCCCGUGGGCCAGUCCCGGCCGCUGCUGGCACUGGUCUCCAGGUUCGUGGAGAAGGGCCUGGUGCCCAGGGACCCCUCGCUGCUGCAGGCGCUGCCGCUCUACGAGACCCGUGGCGGCCGCUUCGCGGUGCCCCUGGUGCCAGCGGGCGCGUGCGUCGUUGCCCCCAGCGAGGACUGGGACGAGGUCCUCGAGCCCGACUUCGCGGACUACCUCGUCUCCUGGGACGGGGAGGCGGGCCUCGCGCUCCAGGCGCUGGCGGACCGCGAGCGCGGCUCGGCAUUCCUAGGUGCCGUGCUACGUACGCUGGGGUAUGGUCUGUGCCCGGCGGUGCCAGCACACGUGCCGUGCUAUGCUCGCGCGCACCUUCGCACCUUGCAGCGCACGCCGGGCAUUAGCAUGCUCAUCCGUGAGCUGGAGCGUGCGCAAAAGCAGAGGCAUGCCACGCUUGUGCCUAACACGCUGUGCAACGCACGCUGGGGCGCCGUUGUGCCCGGCUGUGCGCCUGUGUGCGCAGGUGCGCAGAGGGAGGCCGCGCACCGAGCCGCAGUGCGGCUCUGUGUGGCCAGGCUGCGAAGGUUUCUUGUGGCCGAGCCCCCGCUGUAA